AUGGACUUUACUACCUUCUCCAACAUCAUCGCUGGUAGCCCUCGUGGUUCUGACAUUACCACGUCGGGUACAAACCCUCUUAAUGAAGCCCCUCUUUGGCCUGCUCCUGUAGCCACAGUGGCCGAUGUCGAAGAUGCCGUGCGCGCUGCCAAAGAAGCAUUUCCUACGUGGUCCCAGAAGUCCUACAAGCAGCGGACAGAUCUGUUGGAGCGCUUUGCCGACCUCUAUCUUUCUCAUGCAAGCGGCUUCUGUCAAUUGCUUGCUACAGAAUGCGGAAGAUCUGCCGAGAAAGCAGCAAUCGAAGUGUAUUUUGCUUCACAAUGGCUGCGAUACCCAUCGAAAUACGAACUUCCUGAAGAAACUAUUCAAGACAAUGAGAAAAUAGCCGUCGUUACCCACGAGCCUCUGGGGGUGGUCGCAGCGAUCUGUCCUUGGAACUUUCCAUUGAUGCUUGCAAUCGGGAAAAUCGCACCAGCUCUAGCUACAGGAAACUGUGUUAUUCUUAAACCCUCUCCAUUUGCUCCGUACUCGUCGCUCAAAUUGGUAGAGCUGGCUCAGCAAGUGUUUCCCCAAUCAGUUCUACAAGUUCUUCACGGAGACAACGAACUUGGCCCUAUCCUGGUUAAGCAUUCUGAUAUUCGAAAGAUUUCAUUUACUGGCUCUACCGCUACAGGAAAGCAAAUUCUCAAAGAUGGCGCCGACACCAUGAAGCGCAUCACUCUUGAAACCGCCGGCAAUAACGCUUCCGUCGUUCUUCCUGAUGUUGAUCUCAAGACCAUUAUCCCUCAGAUCGCAGGAGGGCUAUGGUUCAACGCUGGACAAGUCUGUGCCGCCACACGUCGUCUGUACAUUCACCAAGACAUCUUUGACGAUGCCGUGGCUCAGCUCGAAGAGGUCACAGCGGAGGCAGCUAAGGACCUUAUCUCAGGUGUCGGCCCAAUUCAGAACCAGGCGCAGUAUGAGAAGCUCAAACAGGCACUGGCAGAUGCAAGACAAGCCGGCUGUACACUGCUAUCAUCGGGUCGGACGGAACCGGAGGAAGGAUUCUUUAUCCAGCCGACCAUCGUAAAGAGCCCACCACCAGAGGCUGACAUCGUUCAACAAGAAAACUUUGGUCCCAUCGUUUCGUGCAUCAAGUUCUCAUCCGUCGAUGAGGCUGUCUCCAUGGCCAAUAGCAGCAACAGUGGUCUAGCUGCUAGCGUGUGGAGCAAGGAUAUAUCUGCCGCAAAACAGGUGGCGUCUUCUCUCGAAGCUGGCAAUGUAUACAUUAACGGACCGCCCCGCCCUGAUCCUCAUGUGCCGUUUGGGGGUCAUAAGCAGAGUGGGCUGGGUGUUGAGUAUGGAAUGCAGGGUUUAUUAUCCUUCUGUCAGACAAAGUCUACGUACUUGUACAAGUAG
Messenger RNA from Fusarium poae, 1398 nucleotides. It is a transcript of the gene FUS7, whose product is annotated as putative aldehyde dehydrogenase fus7. Bases 1 to 1398 code for a protein of 465 amino acids. Gene Ontology annotation, molecular function: aldehyde dehydrogenase (NAD+) activity. NCBI's taxonomy places the organism in Eukaryota, Fungi, Ascomycota, Sordariomycetes, Hypocreales, Nectriaceae. The transcript is spliced from 8 exons. The record is from RefSeq and is a predicted model, not a curated record.